AUGCGAGCCAUUUGCAACAUGUUUGGUUAUUCAACUCGAUUUCUGUGGCUUUGCUUGCUGGCGAGUUUUUUAAGUAUCAUAGGACUUGAUGACACCAAAAAAGUCCACGGAGCUUCUCCUCAGCUGACCAAGAGAAUCUCGAAGAGGAUCUAUGGCUCUUCCGAGGGGCUGACGACAAAAAGCAGCAUAACCAAAAGAAUCACGAAUACACUUGCUCAAAGUCUGGAACAACACGCUAGCAGUCCAGCGACAGAGACGAAAUCUUCUAUGAAAAAUUCGGUUCCCGCAAAGGUUUUCACGGAGGGAAACGAGAAAGAAUCCGGAGAAAAUGGCAACGCGAAAAAGAAGAAGAAGAAAUCGUUUCACGAAAACAAGACGACUAUCAAGAAUGAGAAAAACACGACUUCAAGAGAAAACAAAAAAAGCCUAAAGACAUUCUCCUUGCCGACGGAUCAGCUAUCCCAGCUCGUAAAAUCAACCAAAAAUAUCGACUCGAAUCACUCUAGUCUGGAUUCAAAAUGGUCAUCGAUCAGCAGGCACCGUCCUCUUCAGCGAAUAUCGAAUCAAAGUAUCGAAUUUACCCGUUCACCGAAGCAAGUAACGAUCUGGAAGCUACCAAACAAUUUCGCACUUUCGAAAUCACUUCUUCGCGGACAAGAGACUAAAGGACCCUUGGACAAAAUGAAUUGGAAUCAAAGAAGGAAAAAUAACGGAAAUGCAGAUAUGGAACGCGACUCCCUAGCUUCUGUAAUCAGUAAAACUGGUGGAGACUCUUUCAACUUCAAGGAUGAAACAAAUGAUGUCCACGGCAAUAAAAAUGGCCACUGGCGAAUAAUCGAAUCCAAAACAAUACUCCUUUCCUACCCAGGAGUCAGACAAAAAGAAAAACUCAUUUCUUCUAUUAUUGGAAACCCUCUCUCUUCGAAGGCUGCUUUAUUUGAACAAAAAGCGAAACUGGAAAAAAUUAAAGAUGGCGUCGUGACGCAUGCAACAGGGACGCCCAUUUUGAAAUCUACAGCGAAAACUCAGCGUAAAGUGCCGCAGCAAUUAGACAUCAAUAAUUUAAUUGACCACAUACGACAACACAUCUACGGCAAUAUUGGCUAUCCUAUACACCUAUGGCCUUGGCAUAUGUCUGUCCAACAAGCAAAUUUGAAAGGAUGGCAGCAUUUAUGCUACGGUGCGGUGGUCAGUCGCUAUUCAGUGCUUACCAACGCUGAAUGCGUCUACCGUAAGCCCCUCCCCUCGCUGAGAAUUGUCAGACAUAACAUCAUCGACAAAGUGAUCACCUUAAACAACAGCUCUUACAUCGUGGCCAGAGUCAUUCAUCCCGAGUAUAAACGCUACCUUGAACGUCUUCACAGAUACGGACAAAUAGGCGCCCAGCCUGAUCAUCUCGACGGCAGCGGCUACGGACACCACAUCAGGAGAAAUAAUCUGGCUCUGCUUCAAAUGCAACAUCAGUUCGGAGUAAACCCGAUCAACCUAGAUAACGACGAUCAUACUCACAGGUAUGAAAUGUGUUACACUCUCGACCAUCGGCCAGUUCAAUUAAUUAGUAAUCGAGAAUGCGGUUACUAUUUUGGAACGGAACACAUUGGAAGCUCUCACGUGUGCGCCUACGGCCUUCCGUGUGAUAUUCAUCAUCAUCACGGCUCUCCUUUGGUUUGUUCCCAACCUGGCCACAGACCUUACCUGGUUGGCUUAUCUUCGUAUCAGCAGAGUUGCGGGGACCACCGACCGACUGUGUAUGAGAGAAUAGCACCGUACAACAGUCUCUCCCCCUCUCUUCCACCCCUCUCUUUUUCCGCUCUCUCACUCUCUCUUUUUUCCUAUCCUCUUUCUAAAUCUCUCUCCCUCACUCACUUCCCUCCCUCUCUUUCUUUCCGCUCACUCAUUCUCUCUUUUUCCCAUCCCCUCUCUAAACCUCUCCCUAUCACUCUUCCCUCCCUCUCUUUCUUUCUACUCUCUCGUUCUCUCUUUUUCUUAUCCCCUCUCUAA
Molecule: messenger RNA, 2001 nt
Organism: Acanthosepion pharaonis
Lineage: Eukaryota; Metazoa; Mollusca; Cephalopoda; Sepiida; Sepiidae
Source: the annotation of a GenBank genome assembly